Messenger RNA from Peromyscus californicus insignis, 2709 nucleotides. RefSeq names its product acyloxyacyl hydrolase (gene Aoah). The coding region runs from base 731 to 2458 and encodes 575 amino acids. The record is from RefSeq and is a predicted model, not a curated record. The transcript is spliced from 21 exons. Gene Ontology annotation, molecular function: calcium ion binding; acyloxyacyl hydrolase activity. Gene Ontology annotation, biological process: lipopolysaccharide catabolic process; negative regulation of inflammatory response. NCBI's taxonomy places the organism in Eukaryota, Metazoa, Chordata, Mammalia, Rodentia, Cricetidae.
UGACAGCCAUUGUUUUCUGCAUACCAAAUGGGAGGCUUUAAGAAAGCUGGGCCCUGCAAGGAAGAGUCUCUCUUUGCUUCAGAAAAGUCACCACUCAACCAGAAAGUGCUCUGUCAAAACAAGGAGUCCAUCCUCGCAUAUACAGCCAUUUAAAAGAAAGUGAAAUAAGUUUAAAUGUAAUUCUGCAUUACACAUUAUAACUACAAUUAUUCUACAUUACAACUAUAACUUCUUCGCUAUGUGGGUGCUGCCACUCAGAUUGUUGAAGGACUGUGUACAGGUGGCGUGAUGUUUUCUUCUUUGGUUUUAGUUGUCGUUUAGCUUUGUUUUACAAGAACAAAAGAGGAAGGACCUCUCUCCUCCAACUCGACAGAGUGCUUCGGGCAAACCUCAAGGUUCAUGUGGUUUAUGGCCAGUGACUUCAGCCAGAGGCCGGAAGUGCUGUUGCUGUUACUUUGCAACUUGGGCGUUUCUUUUCCCUGAAGUCUUUGCUCAGAGGGACUGCCCACCAAGGACUUCUCCAGCUCUUCCCAGACCUGGAUGUCUGAGCCUCUCUCAGAGGUCUCAAAAUAGCCAGUUCUCCAUGCACACGUGAUUGCAUCACACUUGCUGCAAAGUGUGUUUAUGGCAGUCUGCUUUUGGGGUGUGGUAACUAUAGAGAGGCCAAGGAGGAUUGAGAAGUAGAGUGAUCUUUUGGACCAAGACGGUGGCUCCUGGUACACAUCUCAGGAUGAAGUCCCCUUGGAAAGUCCUCAAGGCUACCCCUUUGUUUCUUCUUCUGCUCUCUCACUCAUUGGCUUCUGUACCCUAUGAGGACCAGUCAGGUGCCAGCAACUCCAAUGGCCACAACUGUGCAGGGUGCGUGGUGGUGGUAUCUGUGAUUGAACAGCUGGCUGAAGUUCACAACUCUUCGAUCCAGGUGGCGAUGGAAAGACUGUGCAGCUACCUGCCUGAAAAACUCUUCUUGAAAACCACCUGCUAUUUCUUGGUUCAGAUGUUUGGAUCAGACAUCAUAAAACUACUCGGUGAAGCUAUGAAUGCUGAUGUGGUGUGCCAUGCUCUGGAAUUUUGCAAGCAGGAUGCUGUCCAAUCACAGUGUCAUCUCUACCCACUUCCCCAGGAGGCCUGGAAAUCUACACUGGAGAAGGCAAGACACAUCCUCAAGAGGUCCUCUACCAUGAAAUAUCCUAGAAGUGGUUCCAAUAUCUGUUCACUACCAUUUUUGGCCAAGAUCUGCCAGAAAAUUGAAUUAUCUAUAAAGAAGGCUGUGCCAUUCAAAGAUGUGGAUUCUGACAAAUACAGUGUUUUCCCAACAUUGCGGGGCUACCACUGGCGAGGCAGAGACUGUAACGACAGUGACAAGACAGUGUACCCAGGCAGAAGGCCGCACAACUGGGAUGUCCAUCAAGACUCCAACUGUAAUGGCAUUUGGGGUAUUGAUCCAAAAGAUGGCAUUCCAUAUGAGAAGAAAUUCUGUGAAGGUUCACAGCCCAAGGGAAUCAUUUUGCUGGGAGACUCAGCUGGGGCUCAUUUUCACAUCCCUCCUGAAUGGCUGACAGCUUCGCAGAUGUCUUCCAACUCCUUCUUCAACUUGCCAUCAGCUCUGACCGACGAGCUCAACUGGCCCCAACUCUCUGGUGUAACUGGAUUUCUGGACUCCACUAGCGGAAUUGAAGAAAAAUCCAUUUACCAUCGUUUGAGGAAAAGAAACCAUUGCAAUCACAGGGAUUACCAGAGUAUCUCAAAAAAUGGUGCAUCUUCCAGUAAUCUGAAGAACUUCAUAGAAAGCUUGUCUAGGAACCAGGCAUUGGACCAACCAGCCAUCGUAAUUUAUGCCAUGAUUGGAAAUGAUGUCUGCAAUGAGAGAGCUGACACAGUACCGGAAAUGACCACUCCUGAACAAAUGUACUCCAACGUCAUGCAAACUCUGAAGCAUCUGAAUUCCCAUCUGCCCAAUGGCAGCCAUGUUAUUUUAUAUGGUUUACCAGAUGGAACUUUUCUCUGGGACAGUUUGCAUGAUCAAUACCACCCUCUAGGCCAGCUAAAUAAAGACGUGACCUAUGCACGCUUCUUCUCCUUCCUGAGCUGCCUCCAGGUCAGUCCCUGUAAUGGCUGGAUGUCUUCCAACAAGACCCUCCGGAUUCUCACUUCACAGAGAGCAGAGCAACUCUCCAAUACACUGAAAAAAAUUGCAACCACCGAGACGUUCACAAACUUCCAUCUUUUCUACAUGGAUUUUGCCUUCCACGAAAUCAUAGAGGAGUGGCAGAGAAGAGGCGGCCAGCCGUGGCAGCUUAUUGAACCCGUGGAUGGAUUCCACCCCAAUGAGGUGGCCUCACUGCUGCUGGCAGAUCGUGUCUGGAAGAAGAUACAGCUCCAGUGGCCUCAUGUCCUGGGAAAGGAGAAUCCAUUCAAUUCUCAGAUUGAAGAAGUGUUUGGAGACCAAGGAGGACACUGAGUGUCUCCAGAAGGAGCACCACUGCAGACCAGAAAAGUGGAUAAACCCUCCUAUCCACCCACUCUAGGGUUUGCUGUGCCACAGGCCCAGAGGACCCUCUUCAGUACCCUUUCUGUAGACCACUUUUCUUUCAAUUGGAGACAGACCUGAAUGGCUGCCUCUGCUCAACACUGAAAUACUCUUUAAGAAAGUGCUUUGGGUUGUUUCUAGGUUCUGGCUAUUAUAAAUAAAGCUGCUAUGAACAUAGUUGA